This is a messenger RNA of Ostrea edulis (European flat oyster), 516 nucleotides long. RefSeq lists its product as uncharacterized. The coding region runs from base 1 to 516 and encodes 171 amino acids. Gene Ontology annotation, molecular function: nucleic acid binding. The transcript has a single exon. The record is from RefSeq and is a predicted model, not a curated record. Gene Ontology annotation, biological process: DNA integration. Lineage: Eukaryota; Metazoa; Mollusca; Bivalvia; Ostreida; Ostreidae.
AUGUCUGAGUUACCAUCAGGACCAUGGGAGAACAUCAGCAUAGACUUUUGUGGACCCUUACCUUCAAGUGAUUACUUAUUUGUCAUGGUGGAUGAAUACUCCCGUUAUCCUAUUGUCGAAAUAGUGAAGUCUGUAUCUGCAAGAUCGACUAUUCCGGUACUUGACAAAGUCAUUAGUACGUUUGGAUUACCAAAAACUGUAAAAAGUGACAAUGGUAGCCCAUUUCAGUCAUAUGAAUUUAAACAGUUUGCAGAGAACAUGGGAUUUGUACAUCGACGGAUCACCCCCAGAUGGCCCCGGACCAAUGCCCAGGCUGAGAGUUUUAACAAACCACUCAUGAAAGCGAUACGCUCUGCUCAUAUUAAUCAGCAGAAUUGGAAACAGGAAAUUUACAAAUUUUUACGGCAAUACCGUGCAGCUCCACAUACGUCAACAGGACAAACUCCGUACAGACUACUUUUUAAUCGGGAACCAAGAACAAAAUUACCACAGACCUCGGAGAAAAAGUUGAACUAG